UUUUAUCUGACAGUAAAUGAUGUGAUGUACAAAGGUGGAGCCUAGUGCUAACUGUAACUGAAGCUAAGCUAAAGGUUAGCCUGACCUGGUUAGACCUGAAUAUUAAACUCAGCUGACGUCAGGUGUUUGGACAUAUUUGCCCACAAAUUUGUCUUACAGGAUGAUCAGGCUGCUGUGACCUUUGACCUCUCCACAGUCUCAUCACUUCCUGUAGAGUCAAUAUUUGAAUUGUGGUUAACGAUCAAUCAAUCAGCUGAAUCUCCGUCCUCCAUUUUAUGUUAGACCGACACUGAGCGUCUGCUUUCACAGGAGACAACAACAGACGACAACAGACAUCAGGAGUUAACAGACAGAUACAGGCAGGCAGACAUGUUGCCAUCUACACGUCUGAUCACAGCCCUCUGCGCUCUGCUCACCUGCUCUGCACUGAUCCAAUGUACAGUGUUUCUGGAUCAGUCAUCAGCCGGUCAGAUCCUCCGCUCAUCCACCAGGAGGCGUCGAGCCAACUCCAACCUCCUGGAGGAGAUGUUACCUGGAAACCUGGAGAGGGAGUGUUACGAGGAGAGCUGCUCACAGGAGGAGGCUGCAGAGAUCUUCCAGACCCAAGAGAAGACAAUGGAGUUUUGGUACAGAUACAUCAAUCUGAACCCUUGUCGGACCAACCCCUGUCUGAAUGGAGGGAUGUGCACUCUGGACCGGGGAGACUUCAUGUGUCUGUGUCCUCCACAGUACCAUGGCAAGACCUGCGAGUCAGUGGUGUUGGAGUGUCGCUAUAGAAAUGGAGGCUGUAUUCAGUACUGCAGAGACCUGCUGGGCGGAGCUGGAGUCCAGUGUGGCUGCGCAGAUGGGUUCAGACUGGAGGCAGACGGACAGAGCUGCUCCAGGACCGUGUCAUUCCCCUGCGGUCAGCAGAGCCUUCACAUGUUGUCCAGAGGUCGAUCUCUGUUGAGCGACCUCACCAUGGAGUUGGACGACAACAGCACGGACAGCUGGCUGCCGAUACUGAACUCAACAGAGAUGCAGGACGAGUGGACGACAGUGAAUGCAACAUCUGAACCGAGAGGAGCCAAUGAGACAGAGCUGAUGGUGCUCACUCGUAUCGUGGGCGGAGUCCUGGUGAGACGAGGAGGGAGUCCGUGGCAGGUUCUGCUGCGCAGGUCUGAUGGUUACGGUUUCUGUGGAGGGACUCUGGUCUCUGAUCGGUGGGUGGUCACUGCUGCUCACUGCGUUGAAGAGACUACAGAUCAUGUGACUAUAGGUGACCUGGAUAAGAAGCGUCCUGACCCAGGUGAGCAGCAGAUUAAGGUGCAGAAGGUCUUCAUUCAUCCUCACUUUCACUCCUACACCUUUGACAGCGAUGUCGCUCUGCUGUACCUCGCCCAGCCCAUCAUUAGGGGGCCCACAGCCAUACCUGCCUGCCUCCCCGACCGCCACCUGUCCAAAUACCUGCUGCAGGAGGGUAACAGGGGCAUGGUGACAGGCUGGGGGCUCAUGCACUACCUGGGGAAAUCCUCCCGGUUCCUCAGGAAGGUGACGCUGCCAGUAGUCAGCUACAAAGACUGCAUUGCAUCCACUGAACAGGUGAUCACGGACAACAUGUUCUGCGCAGGUUACCUGGAUGUCAGUAUGGAUGCCUGCAGUGGGGACAGCGGCGGACCCUUUGUGGUGAACUACAGAGGGACCUGGUUUCUGACCGGUGUGGUCAGCUGGGGCGAGAAGUGCGCCGCGAGGGGAAAGUACGGCGUUUACAGCCGACUGGGGAACUUCCUGACCUGGAUCAGAGGCACCAUGGAGAGAUUGGACCUGAACAGUACCACAAACUGAGCAGACAAGGACUACAAAGACUUUAAUCUUCACCAUGGAGUCCAUGGUGGGUCAGACACUGUGAUCUCAUUGGCUGUGAGCUGACCAGCUGACCAAACUCAAAACAAAACAUUUCCGUUGGUGUGAAAAUCUUCAUUUGUAAAGAAACAGGGUGAGGUCCAGAGAUGUACCCGAGUACAAGUACCCCAAAUCUGUACUUGAGCAAAAGUACUUGAUUUCAGACAGUUACAUUCUUAAUGAAACGUUGUUGUUGUGAUCAUACAUGUCACACGUGGUGACUCAAGAGAUUUAAGGAAAUUUGACUUCUUUGCAAAAAGUUUAUUUGAUAAAAUUCAUAAAAUAUAAAAACAGAUCAAACUUCGGAAAAAUCAAAUAAUUCAGUAAAAAUAAAAAAAAUGUUUGUUAACGAGGCUUCAGUGUUUGGACACGUCUCUUCUUCUGUUGUUAAAGUGACGUACAGUAAACAGACGGCGCUUCCCUCAGGCUGAACACGACACUACAGACACAGUACUGACACACUACAGACACACCACAGUUCAGCCACUACA
This is a messenger RNA of Larimichthys crocea (large yellow croaker), 2372 nucleotides long. Its product is annotated as coagulation factor X. Bases 370 to 1824 code for a protein of 484 amino acids. Gene Ontology annotation, biological process: proteolysis; blood coagulation. The record is from RefSeq and is a predicted model, not a curated record. The transcript is spliced from 11 exons. Gene Ontology annotation, cellular component: extracellular region. Lineage: Eukaryota; Metazoa; Chordata; Actinopteri; Sciaenidae. Gene Ontology annotation, molecular function: calcium ion binding; serine-type endopeptidase activity.